AUGGCAUUUAGGUGGAGGAGAGCUGCAAAACAAAAUCCAGCAGGCUGGAUCCAUGGAGUGAUGCCUAUUGUAAUUUCCUGGUGUCUUUGGAAAGCAAGGUGUUCGGCAAGGAUGGAAGGGGUUCUGUUUCAGGUAAUGAGUAUUAUUCAACAUGUGAAAAUUAUGAUUAAAAAUAUUUCCUGCAACGUGAAUAAGUUCCAGGCUAUAAAGAAGACUGAUUUGUUAGUUAUGAAGGGGUUGAAUAUUCCGAUUGUUCCUAUUAAAAACAUACAAGUGACCUUUGUGAAAUGGGAGUGGCCGAGAAGGGGAAUGGUAAAAUUGAAUGUUGAUGGUGGGGCUCGAUUAAAUCCCAGAGAGGCGGGAGGUGGGGCUUUUAUUCAAGACUACAAAGGUAAAUGCAUUGCUGGAUUUGUGCACCAUUACAGGGUUGCUACAAAUACGGUUGCUGAAUGCUGUGCUUUAUUAGAUAGUUUGAGGAUUUGUAAAAACUUAAGGCUUCAUAAUGUUUUGGUAAAGUUAGAUUCUUUGGUUAUCAUGAGUUGGCUUGCCUCCAGAAUUUGCCGACUUUGGUUUCUUUGGAAUUUUUGGGAGGAGAUAAAGGAGAUCUCAAUGGAGAUUAAUGCACGUUUUAGACAUGUGUUUCGUGAAGCUAAUAUGGUAGCGGAUUUUUUAGCAAAGAAGGGGACAAUGGGGGAUAAUACAAACUUUGUUGGUUUGGAUUUUGAGUGUACUCGACUUAGCGGAUUGAUUCGCAUGGAUCGGUUGGGAUUGGUUUUUAUUAGAGAGAAAUGA
Molecule: messenger RNA, 792 nt
Organism: Carya illinoinensis
Lineage: Eukaryota; Viridiplantae; Streptophyta; Magnoliopsida; Fagales; Juglandaceae
Exons: 1
Coding region: 1-792 (263 amino acids)
Molecular function (GO): nucleic acid binding; RNA-DNA hybrid ribonuclease activity
Source: RefSeq, a predicted model, not a curated record